AGGUCUUUUUCUGCAGAUGCUGUAAACACUUUACGAGACAGAUGAUUGUUUUAUUUCUAGGAGUUUAAUGUGGAGGGAAAAAAAAUAGCAAGUGGCCUUUUGAAUUUGGCUUAACGUGGAAUACCAGUAGCCCGGCGGAUGGAGGACGAGCGCUGAUCGGGCGCAGGCCGCAUUCGUAGGCCUAGUACUUAGUAGUAGACUAGCAGUACCGCUUACACUACCAUGUUGAAGACGAGUCACGUUAUGGCAGAAACUGAUAGGAAUGCUGAAGUGCCUUAUGACCCAAAUGACACGCUAAAUUCAUCUGUGAUAUCAGGAGAUGUUACACUGCCCAAUGAAAAUGAUGUACUCUCUCCUGAAAACAGUAUGAUGGCUAAUGGUGGUGUACCAGGAUGCACUGUUGAUGAGGGAAAGGCUGAUGCAACUGAAACAUCCCAGGAUGCACUGGUAACAGCAACUAAUGAUCCAGCUGAUUUAGAAGACGUCCAACCUUUACUACCAGCAUCUUAUAAAGAAGGUGAGAUUGCUCCAACAGAGGCACUGUGGACAUGUAGAGCUGAUGGUGCUACCAAAGUACGCCUCAAUGAUGACAAUAAAGACAUCCCUGUGGAGACCGUUCAUACUGCAUUAAUCAGAGCUGUCAAAAAUUACCCAAACUGCAUUGCGCUGGCCAUCAAACGGAAUGGUGAAUGGGUGAAAUGGAACUAUGCAGAAUACUAUAAGGAUGUACGCAGGGCUGCCAAGUCGUUUCUUAAGCUUGGUUUGGAGCGUUACCAUGGUGUUGGUAUCAUUGGUUUCAAUUCUCCAGAGUGGUUCAUUAGUGACCUUGGUGCAAUGUUUGCAGGGGGGUUUGGAACUGGCAUCUACACGACGAAUUCUGCUGAAGCAUGUCAAUAUGUUGCUGAUAAUUGCCAAGCUAGCAUCAUAGUGGUCGAAAACAAAACACAUCUCAACAAAAUUCUUAAAGUCUGGGACAAGCUUCCUCACCUCAAGGCUGUUGUACAGUAUACUGGUAAACUGGAGGAGAAAAUGGACAAUGUCUACACUUGGCCAGAGUUUAUGGACAUUGGUAAGGAUGUAGCUGAUUCGGAUCUAGAUGAUAUCAUCGACUCACAGGCCCCUAAUCAUUGCUGUUCACUCAUCUAUACAUCAGGAACUACUGGCAACUCUAAGGGGGUUAUGAUCAGCCAUGACGGGUUUUUGUGGCAAGCUAAAGGAUGUGCCAAAGCAGCUCAUUUGAAGCAAGGUUGUGAGAUAGUUGUGAGCUAUCUACCUCUCAGUCAUGUUGCUGCACAACUCUUUGAUAUCUACAUACCUUUGGUCACCAGCGGAGCAGUCUACUUUGCCCAACCUGACGCACUCAAGGGUACCUUAGUAAACACACUCAGAGAAGUCCGUCCUACAGGGUUUAUUGGAGUUCCUAGAGUAUGGGAGAAGAUACAAGAAAAGUUGAAGUCCAUUGGUGCCAACAAUUCUGGUUUGAAGAAGAAAAUAUCUGAUUGGGCUAAAGACAUUGGACUGAGAGGAAACAUCGCUCUGGAGAAACGUGCAUUGGAGUAUAAUCAGCUGAGCUGGUGGCAAUAUAUAUGGGGAGCAAUCAGGCGGCCUUUGCCAUGGGGAUGGACGUUGGCUAACCUGAUGGUUUUCAAGAAGGUUCGUCAUGCUCUGGGAUUGGAUCGGUGUUUCUUGACCUUCUCUGCUGGUGCACCGAUAGCAACAGACACACUCAACUACUUCCUGAGUCUCAAUAUCCCUAUCUAUGACAUAUAUGGAAUGAGUGAAAGCUCAGGACCUCACACUAUAUCUGUUCCUGACUGCUACAAGAUGGGAAGUGCUGGGCAUUGCCUCAAAGGAGCAAAGACCAAGAUACAUGAACCUGAUCAGGAUGGAAUUGGAGAGGUGUGUUACCAUGGCCGCCAUGUAUUCAUGGGCUACCUAAAUAUGGAAGAGAAGACAAAAGAGACUACAGAUGAGGAAGGUUGGUUACACUCUGGUGAUCUGGGAUAUGUGGAUGACAAGGGAUUCUUGUACAUCACUGGCAGAAUCAAAGAGCUCAUUAUCACAGCAGGUGGGGAGAAUGUUCCACCAGUACCCAUUGAGGACACCAUCUUGAAUGAAACGCCUAUUCUCAAUAACUGCAUGGUGAUUGGUGACCGACGCAAGUUCUUGUCACUUCUUGUAACUUUCAAGGUGGAAAUGGAUGAGGAAACUCAAGAACCAACAGAGGAAUUAAAUGCUGAGGCUCUGUCUAUCUGUGAGAAACUAGGUAGUACAGCAAAGACAGUCAGUGAGGCUGAAGCAGAUGAGAAGAUCCAACAGAGCAUACAGAAAGGUGUAGACGCAUACAAUAAACAAGCUACCUCCAGAGCACAGAUGGUACAGAAAUGGAAAGUUGUCAAGAAAGAUUUCACUGUAGCUGGAGGUGAACUUGGUCCAACUCUGAAGCUGAAACGACCAGUGGUCACCAAACAGUAUGCUGAACUAAUAGAUUCGUUUUAUGAAUAAAUCACCUUCACUGUGUGAGAUGUCUCAAGCUGCUGUGUUGACCUAGGCAUCUUGAGAGGCAGAAUACGUCUGUAAUGGCUACUUCAUUAUUUGCUGAAGAGAUGGAAUCAAGAUAAUGAUUGGAAAGCACAGAGUUACAGUCACGUCAUGCAAAGACAAGGAAUUCUUUAUUAUUGAGUUUGUUGUCCUAAAAUCCUUAUGAGCACAAAGGAACUUUGCUUUUGUAUGAUGGAGAAUUCUGAUUUCCUUUAAUUUAAAAUCCAAGUAUAUUGUACUUGAUUCAACUCAUUUUGCAUUUAAUCUUUUAGAAAAUUAACACAGUCAAGAACUCAGUUUGAAUGACCUUACACAAUUCUAACAUCUGUGAAAGAAGUGUGUCAUCUACAUGUACGUGUAAAUCUGUACAGUUGAUUAAACUGUUGAUUUCUAAUUUUGUGAUGAAUUGACAGACUUUUUAAAGAGUAAUGGAAGUGGCUUGUUAUCAAGAGCACUGUAGAUUGUUUUCCAACCUCACAGGGUAAAGUUACACUUUAUGAAAUGCAUGUAGAUGGAUGCACCAUUGUAGUGUAGUUGUUUUCCUUAAGUCUACGAAAUGACUGGCCAUAAAGCCCACUAGAUGGAUAAUAUUGCCUCACAUAACAAUGUUAACGUUUGUGCUGGAUAUGUACAUUGUAGGAUGCUAUCUACCCAUUAAUGCACAGUCUGCUUGUGGUCGCACAAAACAAAUUGUCAAAAUCAGGUUUAACUAAUAAAAGGAACUACAGUAAAGACGGUAGCAGCAGAGUGAUGUUGUUCACUGUAUUCAGUUUUUAUUGCAGACUGUUUGUAGUUGAAGUAUUCCUGAGUUUAUGAUAGUUAACUGUAACCCAGUGGAGGAGGUUGGAUAAUAGUAUUUGAGAGUAUACCUCUAGAUUGUGUUUCAUUGGGAUAAGGUGGUUCCAUUUUUAUGGGCCAUGGAGUGCCCUACCCUUCUAUCAUUAUCAUUGUCCUCUCUUAAUAGUUGUAUUAAACUUGAGGUUUCUGCAGACCACUCAGAUUGGAUGCUGCAAUUGGUAAUCAGUACAUUGAAGAGCUCCUUGAAGGAAAACAUAUGUUUUCUCUGCUUUUACAUCGUAUCUGUUCAAAUCAAUAUGAUGGAAGCAUCCAAAUCAAACACAGUGUCAUUUGUCUUCAGAGUUGAACUAAAACAAGCUUAAAAGGGCUUUUUUUC
Molecule: messenger RNA, 3715 nt
Organism: Acanthaster planci (crown-of-thorns starfish)
Lineage: Eukaryota; Metazoa; Echinodermata; Asteroidea; Valvatida; Acanthasteridae
Product: long-chain-fatty-acid--CoA ligase ACSBG2-like
Cellular component (GO): membrane; endoplasmic reticulum
Molecular function (GO): long-chain fatty acid-CoA ligase activity
Source: RefSeq, a predicted model, not a curated record